GUUUUUGAGGUCGUUUUGUUCUAGGGAUGGGGUGCGAUUAUAUCAGCGAGUUGCCGGAUUCUUUACUAACUCAGAUACUCUUAGACCUCCGGACCGAAGAUUCUGUUAAGACAAGCGUUUUAUCGAAGAGAUGGAGAAGUCUUUGGUUAAAUGUUCCUGGACUUGAAUUAUGCACCCUUGACUUCCCCUAUCCUUACGAAGAAGGCUUCGCAAGGUUUAUGGGCAGAUUUAUGGAGUUUAACUGCGGGUCACACCUGCAAAAGUUCAAGAUAAUGUAUGACGAAUGCAAUGGUUAUCGAGAUCGAUUCAUGGACCUGACCGGUACAGUGGUUGAUCGUGGAAUUCAACACUUGGAUGUCUUUAUGAAUAGUUGCAAAAGAUAUAAUUUCAUGCGUGAGAACAUUUACAAGAGCAAGACAUUGGUCUCUUUGUCGCUUUAUAACGUAGAGUUAAAAAAUCCAGAGUUUGUUGUUUCUCUACCUUGUCUCAAGAUCAUGCAUCUGUGCAACGUUUGUUACGGUGAGGAUGGUCCUUUGGAUGUGGAGAAGCUUAUAUCAGGAUGUCCUGUUCUUGAAGAUCUUAAGCUGGUUAGGCUUUUUAAUAUUUUGAGUCAAGAUGUUCUGCUGUUUUUGCGUGUGAGCUCUCAGACUAUGGAAAGCCUUCGUUUAUAUUUUGCCAUAGAUAAUACAGGUGGUACAGAUUUUUCAGUUGAGAUUAAUGCUCCAAGACUCAAGUAUAUGACAUGUUAUGAGAGUCUAUUUGAUAGAAUUAUGGUAAAGAACCUGAGUUCUUUGUUUACUAUCGACAUCAAUACCAAAUAUAAUGUUGUGUAUGGCAGUCUUCUGGCACCAGAGUAUUUAAGGAAUAGAGAUAUUAUCAGUGAUUUUUUAACUGGGAUAUCGAGUGUAAGACAUAUGACCAUCUGUUACUCGACUUUAAAGGUCCUUUAUUGUUACUCCAAACUGGGACCCAUUCUCCAAUUCCAUAACUUAUAUCAUUUGCAGGCUUCAUUCUCCAGCUCAUCGUUACAACUAUUGCCAACCUUUCUAGAGAGCUGUCCAAAUCCGAAAAACCUCAUCUUGGGAAGAAUCUAGGAUUUGGAGCUUCCUUUUAAGCGAGAGAAUAUCGACUUUCAAAAAGUGCCUCAGUGUUUGAUAUCGACUCUCGAGUAUGUUAAGAUUCAAGAACUGAUAUUCAAGGAGAAAAGUGGGAUUAAACUAGUGAAUUACUUUCUUGAGAAUUCAGCAGUCUUAAAGAAACUGACUCUAAGUUUCACAUAUUAUUCUAUCAAGAAGCAAGACUUUGAGAGCUACCAGAAGCUUCUUACAUCCACAAAGCUUUCUCCCACAUGUCAAGUUAUCAUUGAUUGACGUGCAGCACAUGAGCGUUGUUUCAUUGAACAUUUUACAAUAUUUCUUGCUUUGAUUUCAUUCUCACUUUCAUGGAGGACAUUGAAGAUGCUGGUGAGCACAUGACCGUUGUUUCAUUGAACCUUAAUGUAGGAAGUAUCUGUACUCAUGAAAAAUCGUAGUUAGAGUAAGGUUUAGUAGGUUAUCCCAUCUUUUUCUUGUUUGAAUUCCUGAACCACGAAUGAUCUUUAAAGGUCAAGACUAUGUAACUUUUCUUGCUUUGAUUUCAAUCUCACUUUCA
Molecule: messenger RNA, 1650 nt
Organism: Arabidopsis lyrata subsp. lyrata
Lineage: Eukaryota; Viridiplantae; Streptophyta; Magnoliopsida; Brassicales; Brassicaceae
Product: putative F-box/FBD/LRR-repeat protein At5g44960
Exons: 3
Molecular function (GO): protein binding
Source: RefSeq, a predicted model, not a curated record